This is a messenger RNA of Eurytemora carolleeae, 1612 nucleotides long. RefSeq names its product growth factor receptor-bound protein 7. The transcript is spliced from 2 exons. The record is from RefSeq and is a predicted model, not a curated record. NCBI's taxonomy places the organism in Eukaryota, Metazoa, Arthropoda, Copepoda, Calanoida, Temoridae. The coding region runs from base 60 to 554 and encodes 164 amino acids.
UAUUGUAAGAUUAUAAAUCUAAAUAUUUUCAGAAUCGGCUUCAUGCGCAUCAUGCACCAAUGGAUUUUACCGGAUCUGGAGGACGGAUCGUUACAGAUCCUCGUGAGGCUGCAGAGAUAGCUCACAUGGAGUCGAGGUUACGUCCCACACCUCGGUUCACCUGGUCCUCUUCUCCGUCCUCGGACAUGAAGGAGGAUUCUCCUCCAGUCCCAGGUCAAGCCUGGUUUAAACCCGGAGUGACGAGAGAUCAGGCCAACAAUGCUCUCCUACCACACAGAGCCUUGGACGGAGUUUUCUUGAUCCGUGAAUGCAGCAGAGGACAAGGAGGAUAUGUCAUUUCUCUCACAACUCAGGGGAAGGUUGUUCAUGCUCAAAUAGUUCGGAUAACACACGAGGGUAAAUCUGCUUUCUCCCUGGAUGGCGGGAAAACCAAGUUCCCAAACCUUGAACAGUUGGUUGAGUUUCAUAAGAUGAAUAUUGGAUCCCUUCCUAAUCUUCUGAGAGAGAAGCAGGUUCAGGUUUGCCCAACUGCUUCUCUCGUCAACCUUUCCUGACAAAUCUUCUGGAUUAUCGCCACUGUAUGAGAUCGUUCACCGAACCAAAACUUUAUAAAAUUAUCUUGUCAGACUUUGUAUUAUCCAACCCUAUUGGAUCUCAAUCUUAAGAUUAUUCAGAAAACUGAAACCUUUUUAUUUAUUUCCCAACGUAAAAUACUUUUGUUAUACAAAUAUGUUAUCUGUUAUAUAUGCAUUUGCAUAGAGUACCCAGCUAAGCCUGUAUUAUAAUGUGAUGUACGUCUUUCUCCUGUUUAAUGCAGAACUAAUAUUCUUUUUCUAAAUUCAUAUCACUUAUCUUAUCCAUCCAUUUUAUAACUUUUAAAUUUCAUCUAAAAGAUUUUAUUUGCUUAUUCUCCACCUGCCUUUUAUUUGCAAUAUCAAUAUUUUAUACUAUAUGCAUUGGUUACAAAUGUAAGAAUACUGCGUCCCUCAUGUUAUUUUGUAGGCAAAAAUCUGAUUGUUUUGCCUGCGCCCCUGUCCAACCAUCCUCAAAACAUUUCAAACAAUUUUUGCAUCUCCAAUUAAAAGAUUGCGCUUCGUUUCAGGAAAAGGUGCAAGUUAUAUGAAAAAAUAAGCAAAGUGAUAAAUCAUUUUAUGAGUUCUGCGCAAUGAGAAAACAAAAUAAUCAGUUUUCCUUGGAUCUAACUCCUUAGGUCACGGAAAGUCUAUUCAUUACAAACGCUUGGAUAUGGUUCCAAGAACAAUAAAAUAAAUGAAGAUCUUAUGUCCCAUCCCCCCCCCCCCGCGAAUUCAUAUAGUAGAGAUAUUUUUUUUCAUUAACGUUAAUUCUAUUAACUGCCCCCCUGCUGAGCCGAGCUAAGAGGCUCGGCAUCUAACAAUUAAUAAUUCGUAUUCCUUGUAAUUAAUGAUAUCUAUCGAUAGGUGCGGCAUUCCAGCCUCACACCUGAUACUCAAUCAUUUUGAUUUUUACAACUGAUUGUGGUAUUAGCGCUUUCUUGCACAAACUAUGAAAAGGAUGCUUUAUUUAUCAAUGCAUAUUCCUCUUAUAUCAAGCUUAAAACGAAUGAUGAAGACCAAUAAAAAAGUAAUCUGUA